This is a messenger RNA of Schistocerca piceifrons (Central American locust), 2160 nucleotides long. Its product is annotated as sodium-dependent neutral amino acid transporter B(0)AT3. The coding region runs from base 1 to 2160 and encodes 719 amino acids. Gene Ontology annotation, biological process: sodium ion transmembrane transport. The record is from RefSeq and is a predicted model, not a curated record. Gene Ontology annotation, cellular component: membrane. The transcript is spliced from 12 exons. NCBI's taxonomy places the organism in Eukaryota, Metazoa, Arthropoda, Insecta, Orthoptera, Acrididae.
AUGGCCAACACAGCACAUCUCGUCAGGAGACAGAGUUCCCAGAACUUGAAUCCCCAGCGAUCUCUCGACCGCCUCGAGAUGAAGGAGAUGCGCGGACGCCUCGUCGUCGAGAAUGGUGGCUCCAACAGCUAUGGGGCUACCAACAUCGCCUUCGACGACUCCAGCCCCAACACGAAGGUACGCAACUCCACAUAUGAGAAAAGACAUCUUACAAGCCCCAAAAGCUGUUGUACGAGGAUGGGCUCGGGGGAAGGGAAGCAGGUGUUUCGACCCGAGGCGGGCGAGGACGAGCGCGAGUCGUGGGACAGCAAGCUGACCUUCCUGCUGGCCACCGUCGGCUACGCCGUCGGGCUCGGCAACGUCUGGAGGUUCCCUUACCUCGCCCAGAAGAACGGCGGCGGUGCAUUUCUGAUACCAUACUUCGUAAUGCUGGCAAUAGAGGGCAUCCCCAUUUUCUACCUGGAGCUUGCCAUUGGACAGAGACUGAGGAAAGGAGCCAUUGGCGUCUGGAACCAAGUGUCUCCAUACCUGGGAGGCAUUGGUAUUAGCAGUGCCGUAGUGUCCUUCAAUGUUGCACUCUACUACAACACUAUCAUCGCUUGGUGCCUCUUUUAUUUCGUCCAGAGUUUCCAGUCAGACCUGCCAUGGGCAACGUGUCCUAAUAGAUACCAUGAGAAUGGUUCAUAUACUGUGGAACCUGAGUGUGUUACGAGUACACCAACACAGUACUUCUGGUACAGAACAACACUUAUGGUAUCUCAGGAUAUCAAUAGCCCUGAAGUUUUCAACUGGAAAAUAGCCUUAGCCCUUGUUGUUGCCUGGUUACUUGUUUAUAUGUGCAUGAUCAAGGGAAUAGCUUCUUCUGGGAAGGUUGUAUAUGUGACAGCCACUUUCCCUUACAUUGUUCUUAUUAUAUUCUUCUUCCGUGGAGUGACAUUGAAGGGAAUGUCAGAUGGUUUAAGGCAUCUGUUUACACCAAAGUGGUGGACACUUGCUGAUCCUGUGGUGUGGUUGGAAGCAGGAACACAGAUUUUCUUUUCACUUGGUUUAGCUUUUGGAGGCCUCAUAGCUUUCUCAUCUUAUAAUCCAGUAAAUAACAACUGCUACCGUGAUGCCAUCAUGGUCUCACUUACCAACUGCUUCACCUCAAUGUUUGCUGGAAUUGUGGUCUUCUCUGUUAUAGGUUUUAAAGCAACAAUGAUUCAUGAACGUUGCUUAGAAGAACGAAAUAACAUACUAGCUUCAAUAUAUGGCAGCAGCACUGCUUCUACAAAUUUCACUAAUGAGACACACAGCAUUUCUCCUCCUCUUCCAGAAUGUGAUUUAGAAAAGGAAUUAGACAAUUCUGCUUCAGGUACUGGUUUAGCAUUCAUCAUAUUUACAGAAGCCAUAAACCAAUUUCCUGGAGCACAAUUCUGGUCUGUGCUUUUCUUUCUGAUGCUUUUUACACUUGGGAUAGACUCUCAGUUUGGUACACUAGAAGGUGUUGUUACUUCUAUAGUAGACAUGAAGUUAUUUCCUAACCUCCGCAAGGAAAUUCUAACAGGGGGCCUGUGUCUUAUAUGUUGUGGCAUAUCUAUGGCUUUUGCCCAUGGUGCUGGCAGUUAUGUAUUCAUCUUGUUUGAUAACUUCAGUGGAAACUUUCCAUUGCUCAUUAUUGCCUUCUUUGAAUGUGUGGGUGUUUCUUAUGUAUAUGGACUAAAAAGGUUUGCUGAUGAUAUAGAAAUGAUGACAGGCAAGAGGCCAGGCCUGUACUGGCUUAUCUGCUGGAAAUACCUGUCACCACUAGCUAUGCUGUCAAUACUUGUAGCAAGCUUUGUGGAAAUAGCAGUAGAUGGCAGUGGCUACCCAGCAUGGGUUGCCAGCAAAGGAAUAACGGAGCGUCAUGAGUGGCCUGUGUGGGCACUUGUGCUUAUUGCAUUUCUGAUACUCAUCUCUGUUCUGUGGAUUCCAGCUGUAGCCAUAUGCAGGGCCUUUGGCAUCCUUAUCAUUGAAGAUAAUGACAAGGCAUGGUUUCCAUCAGAAGAUCUGAGAGAAUAUCAUGGCAUUGUGCCACAUGAAGUAACAGCUGCUGAGAAAGUCCUCUUCUGCAUUCGGGAUGAUGGUACAGAAGGGCUCUGCUGUCCAACAAGAGUAACAGAUGAAGAAGAUGACACAUAG